Molecule: messenger RNA, 1131 nt
Organism: Colletotrichum costaricense
Lineage: Eukaryota; Fungi; Ascomycota; Sordariomycetes; Glomerellales; Glomerellaceae
Exons: 2
Coding region: 1-1131 (376 amino acids)
Source: RefSeq, a predicted model, not a curated record
AUGUCAGGAUUCGAGAUUGCUGGCGCUGUUCUAGGUGGCUUCCCAAUUCUUCUCAACUGCAUAGAUUAUUACCGCGGAGCCCUUGAGCCGAUGGACAAUUGGUGGCACUUCCGAAAAUAUCUCAUCGAGUUUGUCGACGAUAUCAGGCACCAGAACAUGAGAUAUCAUGAUAAUCUCAUUCGACUUCUCGACCCCAUCAUUCCUGACAAUGAGAGUCUUGUGAACUUGAUAAGAGACCCCACCGAUUUCCGAUGGAAGGAUGGUAGCCUUGAGGAUCAUUUGAAAGACCGCUUCCCAAGUGAGCUGGACCGCUUCCUUCGAACCAUUGAGAGGAUGCACGAUGUGAUGUUGGAGCUCUAUAAGAUUCUUCAAAUUCGAGAUGGAAAGAAAAUCGAAAACCUUUGCGCCUUUUUGGAGGAGACAUCAUGGAACGAGGGUGUCCUGCAUGACGAGUUCGACAGGCACCUCGUCUUCAAUAAAGAUUCAUCAGGUUUGCGACGUAUCGUUCCCGGCAAAUUGAGGCUUUUGUCUCUCACCGAGUUGCUAGAAGCACACCACCAAGCGGAUAUAACCCUUUCGAGGCAGUCACGGUUCGAGAUAGCAGCCCAUAUCUCGGCGGCGCUACUCAACACGUAUCCCUCGCCUUGGAUGCCUUCUUCCUGGACGAAGAGCAGCUUUUACUUCCUUGUUGACGAUGAGACGCUCUUGAGCUGCCAUCCAUUUUUGUCAAACACAUUUGAGCUCGACAAGGAAGAGAGCUCGCUCUCCGAAGAAUCGACGUCACCCAAGAACAUUUCGGAGCAGACAGCCCGCAACUACCUGUUCACUGUCGGCGUAAUAGUUUUGGAACUGAUAUUUGGGCAUGACAUUGGCCAUUGCCGCUUCCGCAAAGAUUACCUUCAGGAUAACAGACCCAAUGAGCUCACAGAUAUGCUUACUGCUCAACGGUGGGCGAAGAAAGUUCUAGGCGAAAGUGGACCGAAUAUUGCGGAUGUUGUUAGGCGCUGUCUAGACUGUUCAUUUGGCCCAAGGCCGGUACUCUCAGACGUACGGUUUAGAGAGUCGAUUUAUGAAGGAGUCAUCAAGCCCCUGGCAUCAUACGCUAAAAUAUGGCCUGAAGUGAUGGUCUAA